This is a messenger RNA of Tarenaya hassleriana, 2010 nucleotides long. RefSeq lists its product as uncharacterized. Lineage: Eukaryota; Viridiplantae; Streptophyta; Magnoliopsida; Brassicales; Cleomaceae. Bases 682 to 1710 code for a protein of 342 amino acids. The transcript is spliced from 3 exons. The record is from RefSeq and is a predicted model, not a curated record.
UGAUAAUUUCUAUGGUUGUUCUCUUGAAUCAUGGGAUAAACCUUGAUUUGAAACUACUGUGAUCAAUUUCAAUUGCUUUUCUCCGGGGGUCUAAUUUGGGGGUUUUCUGAACUCUGGCCGUUGAAAUCAAUCCAAUAACGAAUCUCCACAAGUUAUGGUGAAUCGGGCUUUUCUCUGAAUAGAUAUUGCUGAACUUAUCGGGGACUGACUCUGGGAGGAAAUGUAGCACCCAGGAACAUAUGUGUUUAGUGAUCUUGUCUUCUAAUGGCUGAUUUGAGGAAUGAUCAGAUUCGAAACUUGCAAAGAUUCGAUACCGUUUUCUGUAGAGUGAACCCGAUAGAAGGUUUUUGGAAAUGGGUUUUGCAUGGGAUUGAGGAAGGUAGGCUUGACUGUACAAAUCUCAGUUACUAGCCAAUUUUGUCUCAAGUCUUGUGAUUUCAGUGUUCUUUGUUCUAUAUUAGGUACAAGGCACUGAAAGGCAUUGGGGUUAUCUUUUCCGGAUGAAAUAGAUCGAGAACCUUUUCAGUCACAGGACUUUGUUCUUACAGGAACAUGAUUGCCGGCUUGGUCUCAAUUUCUGUGUUCUUUGUUCUCCGAGUUUUCCGAGCCGUGUUUCUGACUGAUGGUAGAUGACUCCAAGAAAAGGCAAAGACUUUGUUCAGGUGUUUGGAUGGUGAUCUAAUGGCUGAUUCUUCUCCAGAUUCGUCGGAUAAGUCUCAUCUAGUGGGUCUGAGACGCAUAAGUACCUCUCUUUUUAGUAUCCCGGGUUUCUUCGUGGGUUUUGGCUCUAAAGGCACGUCAGAACCCGAUGUAGGCAAAAGCCCUACAUCUUCUCUUGAUUUUGGAGUUUUUGCAAACUUUGGGGGCCUGUUUAGCCCUAGAUCUCCUGCUUGCUCGUCCCCCAGGAACAGCCAAAAGAACAAAUGGGGUUGUGAGAAAGUCGGACUUUCCAUUUUAAAUUCCCUGGGUAAGGACAGUGGACAAGGGAAUGAAGGUAAUAAUACCGAUUCAUUCAGAAAGGAAAACAUAGUUGUUACCCCACGAAUCAAGAUCGACAUUCGUAAAACCGCAAAGCUUUCCUGUGAAGUGAUGGAUCCUUCUGCAAAAUCCAAUUCUCUGCCCAAGAACUAUGUGGCUACUUCGCUAUGCGAGUCUGCAGACUUUCAAUCGCAGUCGAGUGACUUGGACGCUGCAUUCAGGGACGAGAGAGCGCCAGAGGAAUAUAGCUCACUGAUGAAACCAAGUUCAUCCCCGAUGAAUAUCACAUCCAGCCGGUUAUACUCUCGGUCCCUGUCUGCUCGUGAGAUGACACUUUCGGAGGACUAUACAUGUAUAAUAUCCCACGGGCCAAACCCAAAAACAACUCAUAUUUUUGGGGAGUGCAUUCUGGAUUGCGACCCCAAAGAGUUGGCGGGCUUUGACACAGCGGGAGAGGCUGGGAACCUGAAAGAGGAUCCAGAGCCGCCUAAUCAUCAUCUUUCGGAUUCUUCAAGCCAUCUGAAAGAGGGUCCAGAGGCGCCUAAUCAUCAUCUUUCGGAUUCUUCAAGCCAUAUCUGCUUGUGCAAGGAAGAAGCAGGAGAUGGAGAGAGCAUUCGUAUCAACAGAUUGGGCAACAGCCAGACCGGAGACUAUAUCGAUGCUUUGGAGGAGGAUGUAUGGCCUGGAUCAAGUUACCAUGAAGAUGUGUUUUCUCUUGGGAAUGCCUCUUAAGUCGUAAGAGGCGAGUGGUAUUUGUCUUUGUUUGCUGGACUCUCGAGUGUGGGCGUGACUGUGACAUAGUCGUGUAUUUUGGCAAGCGAGCGUUGGAGAUUAGGUUUGGGUCUGUUGAAUAAGAGUGUAUUUAUGACGCGGAUGAGUUUUUGGAGUGGCCUGAUGCCCCCUUCCUCAUCCCUGUUUUUUCUUCAUGGGUUUGAUAAUGUCUGGUUUUGUAUUUGGAGUGUUUUUCCUUGCUUCAUUGUCGGAGGCUAUGUGAACCUUUUUUUUAAAAUGGAAGAAGCCUUAUUCACUUGA